This is a messenger RNA of Bipolaris zeicola 26-R-13, 1371 nucleotides long. RefSeq lists its product as uncharacterized. Gene Ontology annotation, molecular function: acyltransferase activity, transferring groups other than amino-acyl groups. Lineage: Eukaryota; Fungi; Ascomycota; Dothideomycetes; Pleosporales; Pleosporaceae. The record is from RefSeq and is a predicted model, not a curated record. The transcript has a single exon. The coding region runs from base 1 to 1371 and encodes 456 amino acids.
AUGUCUGGCUUACCCCGAGGUGUCGAUGUCCUUGGACAGUUUCCUCAACUCAAAACAUACAACCAUGGCGUCGCUCUCUUUCCAUGGCGCGAAGACCUUACCCAAGAAAUAGUAAUCUCUGCACUUAGGGAAGCAACUGGCAAAAUUCUCGCGGCAAUUCCAUGGCUCACUGGACAAGUUGUCCAUACAGAAGGUGAAAACGGGACUUCUGGCACAAUCCGUGUUGAGCCGUGGCCAACGGACAUUCCUCCUCACGGCCUCCUCAAGAUCAAAGAUGCAACCGAUCUUUUACCAUCCUACGCUGAGAUGUGUGCUGCAAAUGCACCAUUCUACAUGCUGGAUGGAAAGGUACUCUGCCCUUACCCAGGAUUUCCUGAGCGAUACGACACUGCAGUAAUCGGACCUGCACCACCAGCUAUGAUUCAAGUUACAUUUGUCAAAGGAGGCUUUCUUUUGACAUACACGAAUCAACACAAUGUUGUUGAUGGAACCGGUCUUUUCACAAUCAUCACACUUCUCUCCGCGGCUCUUCGCGACGAGCCUUUCCCAGAAGAUAUCAUUGCCGCUGCAAACCAGGAUCCAGGUGAUGUAAUUCGUCUUUUGGAUCCAUUUGAGCCUAUUCUCGAUCAUAGCUGGCUGCUCAAGCCUGAUCCAGCACCCGAGUUUGUCCCCGCACGUCCCGGUGGAAGGUGGCAAAACUUUCUCUUUCGUAAGGAAACACUCGCAGACCUCAAGAAGCUUGCCGAAGAUCCUGUUGGAUAUGAUCCGGACGUUCCUUUCAUCUCUCCAAAUGACGCUAUUUGCGCCCUAUUCUGGAAGUCACUAGCCUCAGUGAGAAUAAAAACUGGAUUAGCACCCUCGACAGUAUCGAAGUUCAACCGCGCCAUCGACACACGACCGGUACUUGGAGUUUCUCCAGGUUAUCUAGGUCAGAUGGUGUACAUAUCUCCAUCGCGCCUCACGUUCCAAGAGCUUGUUGACGCACCACUCUCUACUGUUGCGACUCGACUGCGCAAGGAUCUCGACGAUGUGAACAACGCCUUCUCUGCUCGCUCCUAUGCCACCUUUGUUGACUCUGUCGAUGAUAAGAUGCAGCUUAUGUAUUCCGGAGGAAUGAAUCUUCAAACCGAUGUUGGUCAUUCGUCAAUGAUGAAUGCGAAGGUCAAUGGAUUCGACUACGGUAUUCUGGGGAAAUCAGACUUCGGACGUCGUCCUCACCUGCCAUUGACAGUCAACACAUUCUAUAUCUAUCCUCAGGAAGCAAAUGGUGAUUAUCUCAUCCUCGUCUGUCUGCCAGACAUGGAGUUGAAGGGACUCAUGGAAGAUCCUGAUUGGAGUCGCUGUACGUAUGUGAUUGAGGAGAAAUACUAG